Messenger RNA from Ochotona princeps (American pika), 1648 nucleotides. RefSeq lists its product as uncharacterized. Lineage: Eukaryota; Metazoa; Chordata; Mammalia; Lagomorpha; Ochotonidae. The record is from RefSeq and is a predicted model, not a curated record. Gene Ontology annotation, molecular function: ATP binding; ATP hydrolysis activity.
UAUCAGUGCAGCGCAUCUGUGGGCGAGGAGACGGUGCUGGAGGCGGUUUUGGCAGUGGAUGAGGACCGCACGGAACUUCGCGCAGAAAAACUUCUCGUCUCACAAAAAAAUCAGUCAGAGGAAGUGGGUAGAAGACUUGCGACGGUAUAUGAGAGACUCGAAGAAAUCGACGCAGCAAAUGCAGAGUCGACUGCAGCUACGAUACUUAGGGGUUUGGGAUUCACAGAAGAAAUGCAGAAGGCGCAGGUCACCACCCUCUCCGGUGGCUGGCGCAUGCGCGUGUUACGCCGUUGUCUUUUUAGCGACGCAGAUGUUCUUCUUCUAGACGAACCAACGAAUCAUCUCGAUCUGGAAGCAGUGCAGUGGCUAACAAAUUAUCUUUCUAUUAGUAGUAGUCAUAUGAAUAGCAGCGCAGCAACAAUGCGAUGCGCGAAAGACAAUGUUGUUGUUGUAUCGCAUGCAAGGGAAUUUCUCAAUGAUGUGUGUACAGAUAUGAUACAAUUCGCAAAUCAGACGCUGACAUAUUAUCGUGGAAAUUACGAUGCCUUUGAGACCGUGAGAGCCACGCAACUUCUUCAGCAACAGCGUCAAGCAGACGCUCAGCAGCAAAAAAUUAAACACAUGCAAUCCUUCAUUGAUCGAUUCAGAUACAAUGCGAAAAGGGCAUCGCUAGUACAGAGUCGUAUUAAAUUACUGAAGAACCUUCCGCUGCUGGAGACGGUGGCUGCAGACCCGACACUUCACUUCAACUUCAAAGAGCCAGAGCGUCUUGCAGCUCCGUUAUUGCAAGCGGAAGACGUAUCAUUUAAAUAUGAAAAGAAACGUCAUCAAAAGAAGAAGAACAUAUUUGGUCUUGUGGUAGACGAAGAUGAACAAGAAGAAAGUGGUGCUCGAGACAGUGACGAGAAAAACGAAGCGGAGGAGGAGAGUCAAAUCAAUAUGUGUAUCCCAACAACACUGAGCUCCAUUAUAGACACUGCAGAAGAAAACAGGGAAGCAACACGUCUGCAGAGAGAAAUUGAAAAGCACGGAGAUAAACUCAUCGUCAAAGAUAUGAACUUCUCUGUUGAUAUGGACUCACGAAUUGCUCUCUGCGGAGUCAACGGGAGUGGCAAAAGCACGAUUCUGAAACUUCUCGUCGGUCACGAAACUCCAACUGCUGGUGUUAUACACACGAACGGAAAAUUACGAAUUGGCUUCUUCACACAGCAACAUGUCGAUCAACUAGAUCUUACGCUCAAUGCUGUCAGUUCUUUACAAGCCAGGUACCCAGAAGCAAAUUUGAAAGACGAACAAGCACGCCAGUGGCUCGGACAGUUCGGCAUUAGCGGCCUGUUGGCUUUGGAACCUCUGUAUAUUCUUUCUGGCGGCCAGAAAAGUCGUGUUGCCUUAGCACUCAUGGCUUUCAACAAUCCUCAUAUUCUUCUGCUGGAUGAACCAACUAAUCAUCUAGACUUGGACGCAGUGCAGGCUCUUAUGGCAGCUUUGAAUAAUUUCAGAGGAGGUGUAGUUAUUGUGAGUCACGAUAGUCACCUACUUUCAUGUGUCGUAGAAGAAAUUUAUUAUGUGGACGAGAAAAAUCAUACCCUCUGUAAAUUCAAAGGCGAUUUUCCGGAAUACAAAAAACAACUCCUCAAGUCACGCAAAG